Molecule: messenger RNA, 540 nt
Organism: Saxophila tyrrhenica
Lineage: Eukaryota; Fungi; Ascomycota; Dothideomycetes; Mycosphaerellales; Extremaceae
Exons: 1
Coding region: 1-540 (179 amino acids)
Molecular function (GO): protein binding
Source: RefSeq, a predicted model, not a curated record
AUGCCCGACCCCACCGACGAAUCCGGCGCCACCCCGCGCGAACUCCUCAUCGAAGCCUCCCGCCGCAACAACACCUCCCUCCUCUCCGACCUGCUCAAAACUAUGCCCUCCCCCUCCACCAUCUCCACCUUCCUCAACACCACCACCGACGCCCUCGGCGCCUCCGCCCUGCACAUAGCCGCGUCGUACGGCUCCUACGACGUGCUGGAUCUGAUACUAGAUCAAGAGGGCGUCGAGAUCGACGGGCCGGAGAAGAGGGAUGGUGACACGCCGCUGCAUAAGGCGGUAAGGUACGUGAACGGUUUACGGGAUGAGGAGGUGGCGGAGGGGAAGGCGGUGGUGGAGAUUCUGUUAGAUGCCGGGUGUGAUCCGCGGAUACGGAAUAAGGCGAAGCUUCGCCCGGUGGAUUUGGUGGAUCGAGGGAAGGUGGGCGUGAGGCAGGUGCUGCAGAAGGCGGAGAUGGGGGUGAUGGCCGGUGGGGAUGUGGUGGAUGAAGACGAGGAUGAUAGGCCGAAUGGGCCGGGGAGUGAGAGUGAUUAG